Messenger RNA from Seminavis robusta, 4842 nucleotides. The record is from the annotation of a GenBank genome assembly. NCBI's taxonomy places the organism in Eukaryota, Bacillariophyta, Bacillariophyceae, Naviculales, Naviculaceae.
AUGUCAGCUCUGGUUGUUGAUUGUGACUUGGAUUGCAGCUGCUGCGAUAGCUGCGGGGAAGUAGCAGCUGCAGCUGUUGAUACUUCAGGAGGGCCCGGGGAGAUAGUAAUUGGAGGUGGUCCCUCCAAUGGCCCAGAUUUUGGGCAUUCUACAGGAUUCUCAACUGACAGAAACAACACUGGUGCUGCACAAUCCGUGCCGGCAGCAGGGGCAUCAUCACCAUUUGUGGAGUAUCUCGUGAACUUGCCAGUUACUGCUCCUGGUGUCUUUGAUGAUCCCAUUUCCCCACAGUCCCGUGCUGCCUAUUGGGUCUCUUAUGAAGACCUCUACAGUGCAAGUCUGCCAAUCACUGAUCCAAAGUUGUUGCAGCGGUAUGCCCUUGCCGCAUUCUACUUUGCAACUGGCGGAGACAACUGGGGGCAAUGUGGACGUGAAUCAACCAGCUGUGCAACAACUUCCUGGUUGUCAGAUAGUGAUGAGUGUACCUGGUACAGUUUGGGUUGCACUCAGCAGCAUCAAAUUUUUGAAAUCAGAUUUCCACCGGAUGGGAACCAUCUUGUUGGUAUCCUUCCUGCUGAGUUGUCCUUGUUGACUGGCUUGAAGCGCCUCUUGGCUUCUUCCAAUUCAAUCAAUGGUGGUUUGGACGCCCCUCUUGCUGGCCUGUCACUACUUGAGAUUCUGUAUCUCCCAUCUAACCAGUUCAGUGGUUCCAUUCCAGAUUCCCUUUAUACCUUGACAAAUUUGAGCUUCUUGUCACUGGCGGAGAAUUCUUUCACUGGCACCAUCAGCCCUGACAUUGGACAGCUCACACGUCUGGCAAAAUUGAAUCUGGGAAAGGCCUCCUUGUCAGGUACCAUACCAGACAUGAUUGGGUCGCUGGAUGCAUCACUUACUGACCUCUUGCUAAAUGACAAUCUGCUUGCUGGACCUGUGCCAGCAGCAUUGGGCCAAUUGACAAAUCUUGCAAAACUAGAAAUCCAAGGAAACCAAAUGACAGGAAGCAUUCCGGCAGCUCUUUGUGCCCAGCAACUUGGAGUCUUAAUAGUGGAUUGUGAGGUGCAGUGCAGUUGCUGCGAUAGCUGUGGUAGUGCAGCUGUUGCAGCUGUUCUUGCUUCCAGUGUUCUUUCUGGUGGUGACACAUCAUCCCUACAGUCCUACCUUCAAGUUCAUCCUGUCACAGCUCCAGGCGUCUUUGAACAUGCCCAUUCUCCACAAUCUCUUGCUGCCUCAUGGAUUGCUCAAGACAGUCUCAGUGUAGGCUUGCAAUUGUCUGACCCGAAGUUGUUGCAGCGUUAUGCGCUGGCCACAUUCUACUUUGCUACAGGCGGAGACAACUGGGAGCAAUGUGGUCGUAAUUCAGCUGCUUGUUCUAGUAACAAUCCCUGGCUGACAGAUGGUGAUGACUGUUCUUGGUACAGCUUGGCAUGCAAUCCGCAGGGUGAAGUUUUUGAAAUCAGGUUUCCUCAUAAGGGCAAUCACCUUAAUGGAAUCCUUCCUGCUGAGUUGUCCUUGUUGACUGGCUUGAAGUGGCUUUUGGCUUCUUCAAAUGAACUUAGAGGUGGUCUGGAUGCCCCUCUUGCUGGCCUGUCACUACUUGAGAUCCUGUAUCUUCCAUCAAACCAGUUCACUGGGUCCAUCCCAGAUGCAUUUUAUAGCUUGACCAGCUUGAACACUUUGUCACUGGCGGACAAUGCCUUUACCGGGACCAUCAGCCCAGAAAUCCGGCUGCUGGCAAAUUUGAGAAAGCUGGAUUUGGGAAAGACCUCUUUGUCAGGAACCAUCCCAAACAGCAUUGGGUCACUCGAUUCAACACUAACUGAUCUUUUGCUGAAUGACAACCAGCUUACUGGACCAGUGCCAGCAGCAUUUGGCCAGUUGACUAAUCUUGAAAAACUGCAAGUCCAAGGAAACCAGUUAACAGGAAGCAUUCCCUCUGCUCUGUGUGCCCAGCAACUUGGAAUGUUGAUAGUUGGUUGUGAGGUGCAGUGCACUUGCUGUGAAAACUGCGGGAAUGCAGCUGUUGCAGCAUUUCUUGCUUCCAGUGUUCUUUCUGCCGGAGACACAUCAAUGCUUGUGUCCUACCUAUCUGCGCUCCCAGUAACAACCCCGGGUGUUUUUGAUGACCCCUUUUCUCCGCAGUCUCUGGCUGCCUCCUGGAUUGCUCAAGACGUUUUCAGUGCAGGCUUGCAAGUAUCCGACUCAAAGUUGCUGCAGCGGUAUGCACUGGCCACAUUCUACUUUGCAACAGGAGGUGAAAACUGGCACCAGUGCGGCCGCGAGUCUCCUAGCUGUGGGGCCACUCAUUGGCUGACUGAUGGUGAUGCUUGUGCUUGGUAUAGCCUGGGGUGUACUCAGCAAGGUGACAUCUUUGAAAUCAGGUUUCCCCCCCAUGGAAAUCGUCUCAUUGGAUCCCUUCCUGCUGAGUUGUCCUUACUGACUGGGUUGAAGCGCCUUUUGGCUUCUUCAAAUGGCAUUGGUGGUACUUUGGAUGCUCCUCUUGCUGGCCUGUCAUUGCUUGAGAUCUUGUAUCUGCCAUCAAACCAGCUCAGCGGUUCUAUCCCCGAUUCGCUCUAUAGCUUGACCAGCUUGAACAGUUUGACGCUUGCCGAAAAUGCUCUCACGGGUACUAUGAGCCCUGAUAUUGGACAGCUUGUGUCUCUCAAGGAUCUCUUCUUGCCUAGUCUAGAGAAACUAAGAAUCGAAGGAAACCAACUUUCAGGAAGUAUCCCUGCGGCCGUUUGUGCUCAGCAGCUGGUGACAUUGGUAGUUGACUGUGAAGUGCAGUGUACCUGCUGUGACAACUGCGGAGAUGCAGCAGUAGCUGCCAUUGAUGGUUCCACUGGAGGGCUGGAAUCCUUUGUGGCGUACUUGAAGACCCUGCCUUUUACACUGUCCAGUGCUUUUGAUGAUUCCAGUUCCCCACAAUCACGUGCUGCUUCCUGGGCCAUUGAGGAGGAUGGCUUGUCUGCAAGUCUCCCAGUGCGCGAUCCUAAGUUGUUGCAGAGAUACGCUCUGGCCGCUUUUUACUUUGCAACAGGCGGAGACAGCUGGAGUCAAUGUGGACGCAACUCAGCUGGUUGUGCAACCAGCAAUCCCUGGUUGACAGCUGCUGAUGAAUGUACCUGGUUCAGCUUGGGUUGCUCCAACGAUGGAGUACUUGUCGAAAUCAGAUUUCCUCCCGAUGGGAACCGUCUCAUUGGGCCUGUUCCUCCAGAUGUGUCUUUAUUGUCUGGCUUGAAGCGUUUCUCGGCUCCCACAAAUGCGAUGAGUGGUAGUUUGGAUGCUUUUUCUGGCCUAUCAAACUUGCAGACGCUCUAUGUGUCAUUGAAUCGAUUCAGAGGGUCCAUACCCGCUUCAGUUUACUCCUUGACAAGCUUGGACACACUGUCACUUGAACAAAAUGCUCUCACAGGUUCCAUCAGCACUCUGAUUGGAAGGUUGACAGAUGUAUCAGUUUUAGAACUUGGGAGUAGCUCCUUGGCUGGGCCCAUACCUGAUGUGUCUCGGUUGAUGCAUCUUUCGGAGUUGAAUUUGGAAAAGACCUCAUUAUCAGGAACAAUCCCAGAAAGCAUUGGGUCGCUGCAUGCAUCUCUCACGGAUGUCUUUCUGAAUGACAAUCGGCUCACUGGACCUGUUCCAGCGGCCUUCGGCCAGCUGACAAAACUUGAAACACUACAGAUCCAAGGCAACCAGUUGACGGGAACUAUUCCCGUGGCUUUCUGUUCUCAAAACAUGUCAGCUCUGGUUGUUGAUUGUGACUUGGAUUGCAGCUGCUGCGAUAGCUGUGGACAACCAGAACAAGCGACAGCUGGAAUUGUGGUGGUUGUAGCUGGUCCGUCAAAUGGUGUUGGACAAGCCGCAUCAGCAGGGGCGUCACCGUUAGUGCAGUAUCUGGAGACCCUUCCAGUUACUGCUCCUGGUGUCUUCAAUGACCCCAAUUCUCCACAAUCCCUUGCUGCAUCCUGGAUCACAGAUGAAGACCUCUACAGUGCAGGCCUCCCAACCACUGACCCAAAGUUGUUGCAGCGGUAUGCCUUGGCCACAUUCUACUUUGCAACAAAUGGAGAUAACUGGGAGUUCUGUGGACGAGAAUCACUGAGCUGCACAGCAACGACCUGGUUGACUGAUGAAGACGAAUGUACCUGGUUCAGCCUGGGGUGUACAAACCAGGGUGUAGUUUGGGAAGUCAGAUUUCCUGCCAACGGGAAUCGAAUCAAUGGCCCCAUUCCUGCGGAGUUGUCCUUAUUGACUGGCUUGAAACGUUUCUUGGCCUCUUCCAAUGCUAUGGGUGGAAGUUUGGAUGCUCUCGCUGGCUUGUCAUUGCUGGAGAUCCUGUAUCUCCCAUCUAACCAAUUCAGAGGUUCCCUCCCUGAUUCGCUCUACUCCUUGACCAGCUUGAAGACUGUGUCACUUGCGCAGAAUGGCCUGACAGGGUCUAUUAGCCCUCAAAUUGGUCAGUUGACAGACUUGGGAGUUCUGGAAUUGGGUUCCAGCACGCUGGCUGGGCCCAUCCCAACAGAGAUGUUCCAGUUGGUGCAUCUUAAAGAGUUGAAUGUGGAGAGAGCAUUCUUGACUGGAACCAUUCCAGAAAGCAUCAGAUUGCUCAAUGCAUCUCUCACGGAUCUCUUGUUGAACAACAAUGGACUCACUGGUCCUUUACCACAAGGCUUGGACCAUUUGACAGCCCUUGAAAAACUAGAAAUCCAAGGAAACCAAUUGACGGGUACCAUUUCGGCAGCGGUUUGUGCUCAGCGUGGAUCGCUCGCGCAGGAGUUGUCCACCUUGAUGGUGGAUUGCGAAGUGGAGUGCAGCUGUUGUGACAAUGCCAACUGCGCAUCUUAG